AUGGCCCAGACCCUUCAGAUGGAGAUUCCCAACUUUGGGAACAGCAUCCUGGAGUGCCUGAACGAGCAGCGGCUGCAGGGACUGUUCUGCGACGUCUCGGUGGUGGUGAAGGGUCACGCGUUCAAGGCUCACCGCGCCGUCCUGGCCGCCAGCAGCUCCUACUUCCGGGACCUGUUCCACAGCUCCAAGAGCUCCGUGGUGGAACUUCCGGCCGCUGUCCAGCCCCAGUCCUUCCAGCAGAUCCUCAGCUUCUGCUACACCGGUCGCCUCAGCAUGAACGUGGGCGACCAGUUCCUGCUCAUGUACACGGCCGGCUUCCUGCAGAUCCAGGAGAUCAUGGAGAAAGGCACCGAGUUCUUCCUCAAGGUCAGGCCCACGAGGGCAUGGGAGAGGGGCUAG
Molecule: messenger RNA, 399 nt
Organism: Acanthisitta chloris (rifleman)
Lineage: Eukaryota; Metazoa; Chordata; Aves; Passeriformes; Acanthisittidae
Gene: NACC1
Product: nucleus accumbens associated 1, BEN and BTB (POZ) domain containing
Exons: 1
Coding region: 1-399 (132 amino acids)
Biological process (GO): regulation of transcription by RNA polymerase II
Molecular function (GO): RNA polymerase II cis-regulatory region sequence-specific DNA binding; protein binding; DNA-binding transcription factor activity, RNA polymerase II-specific
Source: RefSeq, a predicted model, not a curated record